This is a messenger RNA of Suncus etruscus (white-toothed pygmy shrew), 1877 nucleotides long. It is a transcript of the gene FAF2, whose product is annotated as Fas associated factor family member 2. Bases 26 to 1363 code for a protein of 445 amino acids. The transcript has 13 exons. The record is from RefSeq and is a predicted model, not a curated record. Gene Ontology annotation, cellular component: endoplasmic reticulum. Gene Ontology annotation, molecular function: ubiquitin binding. Lineage: Eukaryota; Metazoa; Chordata; Mammalia; Eulipotyphla; Soricidae.
UUCUCGGCGUAGAGGCGGCGGCAAGAUGGCGGCGCCGGAGGAGCGGGAGCUCACCCAGGAGCAGACGGAGAAGCUGCUGCAGUUUCAGGACCUGACAGGUAUUGAGUCGAUGGAUCAGUGUCGCCACACCUUGGAACAGCAUAACUGGAAUAUAGAGGCUGCAGUACAGGACCGGUUGAAUGAGCAGGAGGGCGUGCCCAGCGUAUUCAACCCCCCUCCGUCCCGGCCGCUGCAGGUCAACACAGCUGACCACAGGAUCUACAGCUAUGUAGUCUCCAGGCCGCAGCCACGGGGUCUGCUCGGCUGGGGUUAUUACUUGAUCAUGCUUCCAUUCCGCUUCACCUACUACACAAUCCUUGACAUAUUUCGGUUCGCUCUGCACUUUAUACGGCCAGACCCUCGCAGCCGGGUCACUGACCCCGUUCGGGACAUUGUUUCCUUUAUGCACUCUUUUGAAGAGAAAUAUGGGCGAGCACAUCCUAUCUUCUACCAGGGAACCUACAGCCAGGCUCUCAACGACGCCAAGCGGGAGUUGCGCUUCCUUCUGGUCUAUCUCCAUGGGGACGACCACCAGGACUCAGAUGAAUUCUGCCGCAACACCCUCUGCGCCCCCGAAGUCAUUUCUCUCAUCAACACCAGGAUGCUCUUCUGGGCAUGCUCCACCAACAAGCCCGAGGGCUACCGGGUCUCCCAGGCCUUACGGGAGAACACCUAUCCGUUCCUGGCCAUGAUCAUGCUGAAGGACCGCCGGAUGACUGUAGUGGGCCGGCUUGAAGGCCUCAUCCAGCCGGACGACCUCAUCAACCAGUUGACAUUCAUCAUGGACGCGAACCAGACUUACCUGGUGUCUGAGCUCCUGGAAAGGGAGGAGCGGAACCAGACCCAAGUGCUGAGGCAGCAGCAGGACGAGGCGUAUCUGGCCUCACUGAGGGCUGACCAGGAGAAGGAGCGGAGGAAGCGUGAGGAACGGGAGCGGAAAAGGCGGAAGGAGGAGGAGAUGCAGCAGCAGAAGCUGGCAGAGGAGCAGAGGCGGCGGGAUUUACAGGAGGAGAAGGAACGAAAGUCUGAGCGCCUGCCCCCCGAACCUUCCCCCGAUGACCCUGAAAGUGUCAAGAUUAUUUUCAAAUUGCCUAAUGAUUCACGUGUGGAAAGACGGUUCCACUUUACCCAGUCUCUCACGGUCAUUCACGACUUCUUAUUUUCCUUAAAAGAAAGCCCUGAAAAGUUUCAGAUCGAAGCCAACUUCCCCCGCCGGGUGUUACCAUGUACCCCGACAGAGGAGUCGCCCAAUCCUCCCACGCUUCAGGAGGCGGGACUCAGCCAUACAGAAGUUCUAUUCGUUCAGGACCUAACAGAUGAAUGACGGCUUAUCUGCCUCUCCUGUCCCAAUCCCUGCUCGUACCACCACUCACACAGACACAGCCAUGCACACACACCAAAAAAAGAGAGAAAUUCCUAUUAUUAUUAUAAUACAAUAUUUUUUUUAAAAGACUGCUGCAUUCUAAGGAAGGAUCGGAAACUGCCUGCCACAUCCACCAUCUGUGCGCGCUAGAGGUGAGCCUGAGUGCGUCAGCCCUUCCUGCCCACAGCUGCGCCUCAGACCUUCAGAACCUUCCAGUACCUUCUGGCUGAAGGAGCUGCGGCACUCCCACUACUGUUGCACAUAGGGACUUCGUGUUUGUUCUGGCUUUUCGUGAACCGUGAAGUGGAAGGACUUCAGGCAACGGCUCCCAGGAUGUACCCCACACCAUGGACCUGGGAGGAGACAGCUGAGUGGAGGUCCAUGGGACUUCCUGCCAUUCAUGAAGAAUUUGCCUCUUUAUUUUAUUAAUAUUUUUUUCUGGUUGCUUUGUAAAUGACCAAAGGAAUGAGGCUGA